This is a messenger RNA of Dentiscutata erythropus, 1968 nucleotides long. The record is from the annotation of a GenBank genome assembly. Lineage: Eukaryota; Fungi; Glomeromycota; Glomeromycetes; Diversisporales; Gigasporaceae.
AUGUCCGAGAUUGCUAAUUCAGAAACGGCCGAGAUUCAGGUCGAGGUCGUAGAGAAAAAUAUAACUACCGAAACAACUAAACCUACUGAAGUUACUGAGACUAUCGAAGUUACUGAAGAAGUUCUUGAAAUAGCGGAAGAAAAAAAGGUAGAGAGUGUUGAGGAAACAGUUAAAGAAAAUGGAACCAAAGAUAAAGAGCCUGAGUCUUCCAAGCCUCUUGACCCUAUUUCUGAAGGCUGGCUGCAUAAGCACACUCGCAGAUAUAUUUUUGGUAAAAAUCAUCAAUAUUUUGAAUUUGGUGAUGCUCCUAUUCCAAAAGAAAAUCUUAGUUUAUAUUACAAGAAAAAUGUGAAAGAUGUGCCUACAAAAAUUCCUCUCAUAAAACCAUCGACUGAGAAAAGCGAGAAAAAUGAUACUCCUGCACCUGAUGCUUCUGAGAACAAAGAUAAUGAAGACUAUAAAAAAAAACGAAUACCAUCAGGCAUUAUCAACUUAAAAGGAGUUACAUGUCAGGAGAUCAGUUCAAACUCAAACAAAUUUAAAAUAAUUACCGAAAAUGGCAAGGAAUAUGAGUUGGAAGCUUCCAACGAAGAAAUUAAGAAACGUUGGGUACAUACCAUUAAAAAUAAGGCUGAAGAAGUUGAAAAAGCUGAAAAUGGUAUCGACGCUAGUGAUGGAUACAAGGAUAUUUAUAAUCAACUCGUAACUAAACAGUUCAAUGUUUCUAAGGAUGGAGGUGUAACUUCAGAUUCUGAAUUACUUUCUGAUGGCGACGAGAGACAAAGUAAACAAGAUGUUGAAGUCUCUCCAGAUGAUGCUGCUACUAAAUCUCCAAAGUCUGCAAAAAGUAGCAUUUUUAAUAAUUUAUUUGGCAAGAAGGAAAAGGCACCAGAGACAAAGGAAGAAAGUGCAAAAGAUAAAGAAACAUCCCAAGAAAAUAGGGACAUUGGACCUAGUGAAACUCCAGCUGCUGUUGAUUCCACUACUGCCACCGAGGAAAAGGGUACACAAGCCACUGAAGAAACCAAAGAUGAACCCAAAGAUGAAAAGAAAAAGGGAAAUUUUGUAGAAACCUUUCUUAAAGCCCUAACUGCAAAGACUAAAGAUGAAAAAACUCCUACGUCAGAAGCAGAAACCGCUGAAAAAACUGAAUCUACUGAACCUGUCUCCGAAGAACCAACGAGUGGUGGUGAGCCAGCUAAGGAUGAGGAAACGACUGAAAAGCCCAAAGAUGAACCUACCUCAAAGAUCUCAAAUUUGGGUCGUAGAAUUACAAGUGUCUUUAAGAAAAGACCUGAAAAAGCACAGGAUGAUAACGACGAACAAAAAGAUGAUGAAACUUCAAAAGAUGCCGUAACGGAAGGCGAGGACAAGAAGAAGAAGAGGAUAAGUAUGCAAAAAAAACAAGGUUCACAAAGCGAAGAGAAACAGGACUCAGAAACUGUUCCAGACGAAUUCGAAAUUAUUCAAAAUGUGAAUAAAGAGUACCCCAAUGCUGCUAAACAAGGAAAAUUACAAAAAGAAUCUCAAAUUCUCAAACGUUACGAAGAACGAUACUUUGCGUUCCAUAAUGGAACAUUAUACUAUUUUAAAGAUAGUAAAACAAAGAAACAAUUUAGCAUAGACAAGUCAUGCAAAGUCAAAAGCCUUGCUGAUAAGAAAUUUGAACUUGAGACUCCAUCAAGAACCUACAAAUUUCAAGCUUCAAGCGAUGAUGAUCAAACUGAAUGGACUAAAGUAAUUCAAGAAUACAUUGAUAGUCUCCCCGAAUCAUCUGAUAAAAAGGAUGAAAAGGAUGAACUCCCUCAAGUCCCAAAUGACACAAAUACUGAAGGUAUACAGGCAGCGGUCGAUCAAGCUGCUGACGCCUCUAAAGAAAAUACUGGAUCUACGACUGAGAAUGAGGCGUCUAUUGCCGAAAAAACAGAAAUUCCUACAACUGAAACUGCUACAACUGCUACCUCUUAA